CCGGGGGCCAAAGGAGCAUCCACGCAGCUGCAGCAGCAGUGGAGGCGCUGCGUGCACGUGGAUGCGGACGUGCAGAGCAGCGCAGCCAGAUGACUUGCGAGUCCACUCAUGCACGCACGUCACCAGAGGCCGGCCACGCUGCAGCGAUGCUACGUGCUGCAGCAGGAAUGAUGCAGGGCAGAGGUGAGAGGGAGAAUGUGUCAGUCAGGCUCGGACAGGAAGUGUGUCAGCAGCAAUCGGCUGUUCAGAGUGCCAUGGCUUGGAUUAUUCUG
Closterium sp. Naga37s-1 is the source of this 272-nucleotide messenger RNA. The record is from the annotation of a GenBank genome assembly. Lineage: Eukaryota; Viridiplantae; Streptophyta; Zygnematophyceae; Desmidiales; Closteriaceae.